Molecule: messenger RNA, 848 nt
Organism: Olea europaea var. sylvestris
Lineage: Eukaryota; Viridiplantae; Streptophyta; Magnoliopsida; Lamiales; Oleaceae
Product: indole-3-acetate O-methyltransferase 1-like
Exons: 4
Coding region: 1-705 (234 amino acids)
Biological process (GO): methylation
Molecular function (GO): S-adenosylmethionine-dependent methyltransferase activity
Source: RefSeq, a predicted model, not a curated record
AUGGUAAAAAAAUUCAUAUUGGAGAUUCUUGAGCUGCAUGCAUGGCUUUCAUAUAUUAUAUCCUUCAACAAAGAGGUUCCUGAUAUAGUACUAGAUAAGAGAUCAACGGCAUACAAUAAAGGAAGAAUAUUUAUCCAUGGUGCAAAUGAGAGCACUGCAAAUGCAUACAGAAAUCAAUUUCAAAAUGAUUUAGCCAUGUUUCUAAGAUCAAGAUCAGAAGAAAUGAAAAGAGGUGGAUCCAUGUUCUUAGUUUGCUUGGGGAGGACUUCUGUGGACCCUACGGACCAAGGUGGGGCCGGACUUCUCUUUGGUACUCAUUUUCAAGAUGCUUGGGAUGACCUUGUUCAAGAGGGCCUAAUCACUAGCGAAAAACGUGACAACUUCAAUAUUCCAGUAUUUGCACCAAGUCUACAUGACUUCAAGGAGGUAGUCGAAGCCAAUGGCUCCUUCAUCAUAAAUAAGCUCGAGGUUUUCCGAGGAGGAAGCCCUUUGGUGGUUAGCCACCCCGAUGACGCGGCUGAGAUUGGCCGCGCCCUAGCCAAUAGCUGUAGGAGCGUUAGCGGCGUUCUAGUUGAUGCGCACAUUGGUUAUCAACUAAGUAACGAGCUCUUCUCUCAUGUUGAAAGCCGAGCCACAACCCAAGCUAAGGAGCUACUAGAAAAUCUUCAAUUCUUUCACAUAGUGGCAUCUCUUUCUUUAGCUUAGUGAAAAAGGAAUGAGAGAGAGAGAGAGAGAGAGAUGUGCAUAAUAUAGGUGGGGAAAGGAAUGUGUUUUCCUUCACUUUUGUCUCCUUUUGUACCUUAAUCCAAACAAAAUAAAUGAAGUUAAGGAAAAUAUUUCAUUCCACU